AUGGGCGAGAAGAACAGUAGCACCGUGGCUGCGCGCGACGAGGACGAGGCGAGCGGCGAGCUGAGGACGAAGACGCAGCAGAGCCCGCUCGCCUCGCAGCGGGCCGAGGGACAGGCGCCGGGCCGCAUCGCAAAGUGGUUCCCGCUGAGCGCGAGCGACGGCUUCUCGCAGUGGUGGGCCGGCCUGUCCCCCAUGGCCACGGAGCACCGCGUCAUGUCCUUCAUUCCCUACCUGCAGAGGCCGCCGACACACACACAGACUGGCUCGGCGUCAGCGCCGACGUCGACGUCACCGUCGACGUCACCGUCAACGGCGGAUCUCGCAGCGCCGCCGAAGAAGUCGGAGGACCACACCACGACUGACGCCCUCGCGGAUCCGUACGGCCCGCGCCGGUGGAACUCGCAGAUGGUCGAGCUGAGCGGCAAGGGGCGCGCUUUGAACGAGUUCAGCGUCGAGCGACUGGGCGAGGACGUCGAGGAGCACCUCGUCAUGCUGCACGGCUACGGCGCCGGGCUGGGCUUCUUCUACCGCAACUUUGAGGGCCUUUCGCGGGCCGAAGGCUGGAAGGUGUACGCGCUGGACCUGCUCGGCAUGGGCCGCAGCAGCCGCUCGACGUUCAAGAUCCACGCCAAGGACAAGGACGGUAAGAUCGCCGAAGCCGAGUCGUUCUUCAUCGACGCCCUGGAGGAGUGGCGCAUCAAGCGUGGGCUGGACAAGUUCACGCUGCUGGGCCACAGUCUGGGCGGCUACCUCGCCGUUGCCUACGCCCUGAAGUAUCCAGGCCACCUCAACAAGCUCAUCCUCGCGAGUCCCGUGGGGAUACCAGAGGACCCAUACGCCGUCAGCGAAGAAAUGCCCGAUCCAAGCGACUCCACCAUGGCCAACGAAUUCACCCAGGACGCAGCCUCAACCCGCAACGGCGUCCCGCCCUCGACCGCAGACAACAACAACUUCCUCAACCAAGCGAAGAAGAGGGCCGAGAAGCCAAACCAGCCACCCCGUCGUCGCAUGCCUGGCUGGCUCACGUACCUCUGGGAAGCCAACAUGCUCUCCCCGUUCACCUUUGUGCGCUGGAGUGGUCCGCUGGGCCCGCGUCUCGUGUCGGGGUGGACGAGUCGACGCUUCAGCCACCUGCCGGAAGAAGAGGCGCAGGCGCUGCACGACUACAGCUACGCACUCUUCCGCCAGCGGGGCAGCAGCGAGUACGCCCUCAGCUACCUGCUCGCGCCCGGCGCGUUUGCGCGUUCGCCCCUCAUCCGCCGCAUCCACGGCCUGGGACGGCAGUGGAUCGGCCCGCACGCCACGCCCAGCGUCGACGGCGACACGCCGCCCGAGUCCGUCUCCCUCUCCCACUCCGGCUCGCAACCCACCCGCGAGAACGGAUUCCCGGUCGUCUUCAUGUACGGCGAGAAUGACUGGAUGGACGUCGCGGGCGGCCACGCAGCGGAGCAGAGGAUCAGCGAGGAGCGCGAGCGCGUCCUGAAGGCACAGAGCAGAGAGCAGAGGGAGAAAGACCAGGCUCAGGCCAAGGUCGUCAUCAUCCACAAGGCGGGGCAUCACGUUUAUCUCGAUGGGUGGGAGCAGUUCAACCGCGUCAUGCUUGAGGAGAUGCGGGAGACGAGGGAUGUGGACCGCAGAGCGACGGGUCGGUUGUAG
Molecule: messenger RNA, 1656 nt
Organism: Didymella exigua CBS 183.55
Lineage: Eukaryota; Fungi; Ascomycota; Dothideomycetes; Pleosporales; Didymellaceae
Product: alpha/beta hydrolase fold family protein
Exons: 2
Coding region: 1-1656 (551 amino acids)
Biological process (GO): cardiolipin acyl-chain remodeling
Cellular component (GO): mitochondrial inner membrane
Molecular function (GO): A2-type glycerophospholipase activity
Source: RefSeq, a predicted model, not a curated record